Messenger RNA from Triplophysa rosa, 2276 nucleotides. RefSeq names its product glutamine--fructose-6-phosphate transaminase 1 (gene gfpt1). NCBI's taxonomy places the organism in Eukaryota, Metazoa, Chordata, Actinopteri, Cypriniformes, Nemacheilidae. Gene Ontology annotation, molecular function: L-glutamine:D-fructose-6-phosphate transaminase (isomerizing) activity; carbohydrate derivative binding. Gene Ontology annotation, biological process: UDP-N-acetylglucosamine metabolic process; protein N-linked glycosylation; fructose 6-phosphate metabolic process. The record is from RefSeq and is a predicted model, not a curated record. The transcript is spliced from 19 exons. Bases 114 to 2162 code for a protein of 682 amino acids.
UCCAUAUGAAGGCACAGCCUGUAUUUCAUCCAAUGAGCAAAUUGUGGACAGGUUUUAUGUGACAGCGCUUCAGAACGAGGAAUUAAACAGCUCUUGGCAGCAGUACCGGAGACAUGUGUGGAAUAUUUGCUUAUUUGAAUUAUCACGUUCCUCGUACUCGACGUGAGAUCCUUGAGGUCCUUAUCAAAGGUCUCCGGCGUUUGGAAUACCGUGGCUAUGACUCUGCAGGUGUGGGUAUUGAUGGAGGAAACGGUAAGGAAUUGGAAACCAAAGCCAAGACCAUCCAUCUGAUCAAACAAACGGGAAAAGUAAAUGCCUUGGACGAGGAAAUCCUUAGGCAACAGGAGGUUGAUCUCGAUGUUGAGUUUGACGUGCACCUUGGAAUCGCUCAUACUCGCUGGGCAACGCAUGGCGUCCCCAGCCCUGUCAACAGCCACCCGCAAAGAUCAGACAAGAACAACGAGUUCAUUGUUAUCCAUAAUGGGAUCAUCACCAACUACAAAGACCUGAAGAAGUUUCUGGAGAGUAAAGGCUAUGAGUUUGAGUCUGAGACAGACACUGAGACCAUUGCCAAGCUGGUGAAGUACUUGUAUGAUAACCGUGAGAGCGAUGACAUCACAUUCGCCACCCUUGUGGAGCAAGUCACCCAGCAACUGGAAGGAGCUUUUGCCCUGGUUUUCAAAAGUCUGCACUAUCCAGGAGAGGCAGUAGGCACCAGGAGAGGAGGUCCAUUACUGAUCGGCGUAAGAAGUGACCACAAGCUGUCCACAGAUCACAUUCCCAUCCUGUAUCGCUCCUCUGGUAAAGACAAAAAGAGUUGUAAUACUCUACCCAGGAUGGAUCUGGACACAUGUCUGUUCCCUGUGGAUGAUAAAGCUGUGGAGUAUUACUUUGCCUCUGAUGCCAGUGCUGUUAUUGAACACACCAAUCGGGUCAUCUUCCUUGAGGAUGAUGAUGUUGCAGCAGUGAGCGACGGACGUCUCUCCAUCCAUCGGAUCAAACGUACAGCGGGAGAUCACCCAGCCCGUGCCAUACAGACCCUUCAGAUGGAACUGCAGCAGAUCAUGAAGGGUAAUUUCAGUUCCUUCAUGCAGAAAGAGAUCUUUGAGCAGCCAGAGUCUGUGGUCAACACCAUGAGAGGAAGAGUGAACUUUGAGAACAACACAUUGAUCUUGGGAGGACUAAAAGAUCACAUUAAAGAGAUCCAAAGGUGUCGUAGGCUCAUCCUGAUCGCUUGUGGGACCAGUUACCAUGCUGGAGUUGCAACUCGUCAGGUUUUGGAAGAACUAACUGAACUUCCUGUCAUGGUGGAACUGGCCAGUGACUUCCUGGAUCGAAACACACCCGUGUUCCGAGAUGACGUGUGCUUUUUCAUCAGCCAGUCAGGGGAGACAGCAGACAGCCUGUUGGCUCUGCGUUACUGUAAGGAGAGAGGCGCUCUUACUGUAGGCAUCACGAACACUGUGGGCAGCUCUAUCUCAAGAGAAACAGACUGUGGCGUUCACAUCAAUGCUGGACCAGAAAUCGGAGUGGCUAGCACCAAGGCGUACACAAGUCAGUUUGUGGCUCUCAUCAUGUUUGCCCUGUUGAUGUGUGAUGACAGAAUAUCCGUGCAGCCACGGAGGCGAGAAAUCAUACAGGGUCUCAAAGUGCUGCCAGAUUUGAUUAAAGAGGUGUUGAGUUUGGAUGAGGAGAUUCAGAAGCUGGCGGCUGAGCUGUACCAGCAGAAGAGUGUUCUCAUCAUGGGCCGUGGCUACCACUAUGCCACCUGCUUGGAAGGAGCUUUGAAAAUUAAGGAGAUCACAUACAUGCAUUCAGAGGGCAUUCUGGCCGGUGAGCUGAAGCACGGCCCGUUGGCUCUAGUGGACAAACUCAUGCCUGUCAUCAUGAUCAUCAUGAGAGAUCACACAUACACAAAGUGCCAGAAUGCACUGCAGCAGGUGGUGGCCAGACAGGGGCGUCCAAUCGUGAUCUGCGAUAAGGAAGACUACGAGACCAUCAGUAACUCAAGCCGCACCAUCAAAGUGCCUCACUGUGUGGACUGUCUUCAAGGAGUUCUCAGUGUCAUCCCUCUACAGCUGCUCUCUUUCCACCUCGCUGUGCUCCGCGGAUACGAUGUUGAUUGCCCGAGAAACCUGGCCAAGUCUGUGACUGUAGAGUAAACACCAGCUGAUCGAGCAAUACCCCAAACACACACACACACACACACACACACACACACACACACACACACACACACACACACACACACACACACACACACACACAUAUACAAA